UCUUCGCCAACACGCGUUGCCACAGAUAAAGCUUCCAAACACACACUGAUAAAAAAAUCGUCGGCACUUUUCAUCUCUGACAAAGUACUUUUUCCGGUUUGCGGGUCGAUGUGGCACUUCCGGGUAUCCGCGAAUUUUUCUGAUGGGAGUCUGUGACGAUCUCGUACGAAAAAUGGAUUUUGUUUGUUUUUAUGGCAACCGAUGAUGUGUUUUUGUGAUAUUUUUGCGAUUUGAAAAUUUUUGUUAAAAUGGCUCUAGAACUGAGUUCGCAUCCUCCGAUGCCGUUGGACUAUAGUAAUGGUGGGACAAGAGAAAAUUCGACUAGUCCAGUCAAUGUUUCCGAUUCGGCACCGUCGAGUCCGCCGGGAAAUAGCGCUUUCACCGUCGUGACGCCCAAGGGGAGAGAUCUCAAUUUGCCCGAAAGAAGUGGAUCCCCUAUACAAUAUCCGUCACCUACUGGUUUUGCUACUUACUGCAGGACGCUGUGGGGCUCACCCUUCAUUUCGGGGAGUCCUCGGUAUCUGUCUCUUGCUCAUAAUCAUGCGGAACAAUCAUCGGAGAAAACGAAAGAACCCAUCAACUUCGGCAUCAAUCGCCUAGUCACCAAAUCCGAAGACGAAGAUGAACAAUCUAACAACAACAACACUAAAUAUUACCAAAAAGAAGAGGGCAGUGGCGACGAAAUGAAAAUUAACGGUGAUAAUCGAUGGGAUAACUCCCCUUCAAGACCCUCCCCUAGCACAUCGCCAGAGUUAGAAGUAGAUUCCCCGCCUCAUUCCAGAACGAACACACCUUCCCCUAGACCUCCAUCAGUAACAGAGCUACAAAAAAUUGACGCACCUGCGAAAAAAUCCGAAGCUUUUUCUGUUAGUGCGCUGUUACGACCGGACAAUCCGAAAAAAGUCGACGGUGCUCCCUGUUACCAAGAAACCAUAUCAGUCACGAGGUCAUAUCUGUACCCCCCUUUCGUGGACUUAUUAAAAGAUGCACAGUUGAAGACAAAUGCAGAAUACAGUCCGGCGUUUCUGCCGAGGAAUUUCGUGCAUCCGGGUUUUUUCCCUUCUAGUCUCUACCCGCAAAAAGAGAGCGAGGAACGAGGGUUUUUGCCGACGCCUACGUCACUAUAUUUUAGUGCAGUUGCCGCUGCCAUGGCAAACGGGCAGUCGCAACCGGGACAAUAUCCUCCACCACCUACUUCAGAAGAGCUGUUUAGGUUAAGGCACCACCUUAUGAACAGUCCUGGGGUUCAUCCGCACCAUCACCACUUGCUGAUGAGGCCGGGGAUGAUGCCUCUAGGAGAUGUGUAUUCUUGUAUUAAAUGUGAAAAAAUGUUUUCCACGCCUCAUGGUCUUGAGGUUCACGCCAGGAGGUCGCAUAAUGGAAAAAGACCAUUUGCCUGUGAACUGUGCAAUAAAACGUUUGGUCACGAAAUUAGCCUUAGUCAACAUAGAGCUGUGCACAACGUGGAAAAAGUGUUCGAGUGCAAACAGUGUGGGAAAUCCUUCAAGAGGUCUUCGACCCUAUCGACACACUUAUUGAUACAUUCGGAUACAAGACCUUACCCCUGCCAAUAUUGUGGCAAGAGGUUCCAUCAGAAGUCUGACAUGAAGAAACACACUUACAUCCACACCGGUGAAAAACCCCACAAAUGCACAGUCUGCGGAAAGGCCUUCAGCCAGUCCUCCAAUCUCAUCACCCACUCUCGGAAGCACACAGGUUUCAAGCCCUUCGCUUGCGACCUCUGCGGCAGAGCAUUCCAAAGGAAAGUCGAUCUAAGGAGGCACAAAGAAACUCAACACACCGAACUGCGGCCGAUAGUCACAUAGUGUCAAACCACCGGAAGUACGACCACACUUCCGGUAACCAGUUUCAGUUCCAAGGAGGAAGAAGGCGGCAAAAUGCUGCCUUCUUUUAGGCCGCAUUCCUUAACGAUGGACCAAAGCGCUUCGCAGCCGAUGACUAGCAAUCAUCUGAUCAGUGCUGAGGCAAGUUCCUCGAAUUUGCAGUUGCCUCCGAUACGUUCAGUGUUUUCUAAUGUUUGUUGGACGUCGUAAAGUAUACCAAAGACAUACCAAAUUCACUCUAUAGGCGUUUCAUCUGUGAUUUUUAGACAUCAUAUGAGAUAUGGUGCUAUCUAGUUUUGUAUUGGUUAGAGGUUUGUUCAAAGCCGUUGUGGAAGGGAUGCAAUCUUGAUCAUUGCGGCUGUGAUCAGAUUCCAAAACUUAAAUCAUUGUACUAGGUGUUAUUUGAGGCCCUUAAAUAUUUAAUGUGCAAUUUGUUAUUUGAUAGUGCAAUUUUACAGUUAUUAUUGAUACAAACAUAUCAAGAGCAGCGGUCACACUUUCAACUUUCCUGUGUUAUUAGCAAAUUUAAGAUUAACCUCUCUUUAGGUUUUCGUUAGACAUCGAUUUCAAUCUGCAUUUCUACACGUUAAUAUACGUACAUUCCACGCUAAUCGAUGGCUAACCAAAACGUAAACGUCGCAAGAAAGGUCUCAGUAAGUUUAGCUUUUUAUUUCCAGGACACGUUUUAUGAACACCCGUCAAAUUAGACUAUCUUUAUGUAUGACGUUGAAGAAAACUAUUUUUAAUUAAGGAACAUUGCAAAAUUUGAAUCAAAUUACUGACAAAAUUAAUUGGCUGGGUUACGUGAAAAUGGGAGAAUUUUUAUUGUUUCUAAUUUAAACAAAAGGUCUGUAACUACGUCCAAACUACAACGAGUAAUUAGUACAUCAUUCGGCCGUGUCGUAAAAGCAGCUAUAAAAAAUCGUAUUUAGUUGUUCCACUUUUCUUGAUAAAGGAUAAUUAUAUUGCUAGAAUUUAAAUCUUGAGUUAAUUCAGCAAACUUGAGACAACAGCUAUAAAUGAGCCUGACAGUGUUCGCAUACAUGAUAAGUGUCAUUACUAAGAAUGCAAAUAAUUUGCCGCUCUUAACUUCAACGUUUUCAACUAUCGAUAGAUUCCACUCUUAACUAAAUUACAUUAUUAAAAAAUAAAUGUCAUGUUACUAAUGUAACAUGUAUAACUUUUGAUUUAACAUAUUGCCAACUUAAAAAAAUUAACAUCCGUUAAAACCUGUACAAGGAGUGUCCAUCCAAAAGAUUUCUGUUUCAGAUACGCCAGUUCUAAAGUCAUUUGCAUAAUUGAGCAAUGUCGAAAUUAUGUCUCCACCGUCGUGUCAUCCAUUUUAAGAUUGCGUUAACUUUCAUGACAAAUGCAAAAGCUUGACGGUGUUGCAAACUCAAGGUACAAUAUCACUAGACGAGAAAGUCGCGUAGAGACCAUAUCUUUAUUUACAACAGAGCAUCUACGCCGCAGGAAUAUAAAGCAGGCUUCCUUGAUUGAGCAACUUGAUUUUUAACCAGAGUUGCCUCCAACUACGGAUUGAAAUCUUCGUCUCGAGGAAAAGCGAGAUUUUGCCCGCAGCACCGCAGCAAAUUGAAAAAUAUUCCAUUCUUUCAAACAACUCCUGAAUUAUUUAUCAGCGCCGUAAUUAACGGCCAUUAGCAUUGUUUAUUUGGAGUGCUGCUCAUUUCGGCAUUUCUUCGCGGUGAAAAAAUGAUUUGUAAAAGUUAACAGAGAUGUAAAUUUUUACGUAGUCGUAGCUAAUUACGAGGGCAAUACAUUAUUGGAGGUUUAAGCAAAAAUUAGAAUAUUCUAUUCACUAACAUAAUUUUAAUAAAAACACAAUUUUGGCGAUGUUAUUUGGCGUACAUACUUUAUUUACAAAAAUCGUGGACACUUUAAAUUUAUAUAGCAAAUUUUAAUAGUAAAAGUAAUGGAUUUGUGGUUACAGCGCUUCAUUGCAGCAAUUUUUACUCAAAUCGCAAUCAUUUCGCGGAGGGCAGAUUAACAGCUGCUGAUUAAAUUAUGCAGAAUGCGGCGUUGUCAUGUCAUGUAACUCCAUACUCCCAAAGCUGUGGUAGGGAAGAUCACGACACUAGAAAGCUGGUUUCCGGUUUCAGCGUCGUGUCGACACCCCCGCGUUCUACCACCGAAGCCGCUUCAAGCUCGCAAAGCUGUCAAGUUUCAUUCUCUUAAACGACUGAUUUUACUUCAACAAUUCUAGAUUUGUUAUUUUCAAAGCCGUGCUCCUGGAAAUCUUCCGCUGAAAUAUUUAUCUCAGUGAGUGCUGAAAGUGUUGCAACUGUCUCGCAGUUGUCUGUUGAUGUAACGACAUCUUUAUUAUUCAGUGCAGUACACGGUAUAGUUAUACGUACGAAAGUCAUUUGUAAUGCAACGAUUCUAAUGAUCUCACUAUCAGCAGAUUUAUACUUAGGUACAAUAAAUUUGCAGAGGCGGAUGUGGUCAAUUGAAGCAACAGUCAAUUGUGAAACGAAGAAGUUAUAAAUAAGUGUUAGCGUUGAUCACAUCCGGGUCUGGCGAGAAUGGAGAUUUAUGUUUUGUCUGAUGCCUAACACUUUCAAUUUAGUACAAGUAUUCAACGAUAUUAUUUUGCAACUACCAAUGUACAUAUUUUUCAUUGUUAUUUUUUGUGGAUAGCUUUAGUCAAUGUUAAAUGUAUAAAAAUAAUGUAAAUUAUCAAAUUUUAAGUAAUUAUAAGGCACUUUGUAUGUAAAUGUGAAUUCUGUAAAUAAGCUUUGUGUAUGUUUUAACACACAACUUUAUUCUGUCACCAAAAAGUAAAUAAAAUAUUGUGAUUAUAUAAAAA
Zophobas morio is the source of this 4671-nucleotide messenger RNA. RefSeq names its product zinc finger protein Gfi-1-like. Gene Ontology annotation, biological process: regulation of transcription by RNA polymerase II. The record is from RefSeq and is a predicted model, not a curated record. Gene Ontology annotation, molecular function: RNA polymerase II cis-regulatory region sequence-specific DNA binding; DNA-binding transcription factor activity. The transcript has 5 exons. NCBI's taxonomy places the organism in Eukaryota, Metazoa, Arthropoda, Insecta, Coleoptera, Tenebrionidae. Bases 249 to 1826 code for a protein of 525 amino acids.